AUGGAUAAGACAAAAGCCAAACAACCUCAAAGUAUAAGUACUAUCGCUAAAAUUUAUUUAAUAUCUUACAAUCUUUUUCUAGUAAUUGGGUGGAGUUAUAUUUUAUGUCUUCUCACGCGGUACUAUUUCACCAAUCAUUACAAGGGUCAAAGUCUCUGGGACACGGUUUUUUCGUCGUUGAUGAUUUAUCAAAAUGCUGCUGUUUUUGAAAUUUUACACGCUUUCACUGGCCUUGUAAGGUCGAACCCAGUGAUAACGACAUUCCAAGUUUUUAGCCGAGUCAUGGUAGUGGUAGGAGUGCUGCUAGUAACACCUCCAACAGCAGCAGCAGCAUCCACAGGCUUGCCUAUCGCAUUGCUAGCCUGGUCAGUCACUGAAAUAAUUCGGUACGGAUAUUACUUCACGAAUCUCGUAGGAUUCGUUCCGCAUUUUCUCGUAUGGUUGAGAUACACCACCUUCAUAUUCUUGUAUCCUAUUGGAGUUACUGGAGAACUCCUGUGCUUCUAUUCUGCCCAACAGUACGCUCAAAAGCAUCCCGAUGCGUGGAGUUACGCUCUUCCCAAUUCAUGGAACAUGACAUUCAGCUACCACUAUCUUCUCAUAGCAAUUAUGUUACUCUACAUUCCUCUAUUUCCUCAUAUGUACUUACACAUGUUUAGUCAGAGGAAGAAAAUUCUAGGACCAGGAGCCAAAGCCGGCAAAGCUCAUUAA
Messenger RNA from Cotesia congregata, 711 nucleotides. The record is from the annotation of a GenBank genome assembly. Lineage: Eukaryota; Metazoa; Arthropoda; Insecta; Hymenoptera; Braconidae.